AUGGGCGAGGUGGUGGUGAGUAGCAGUAGUGAAGAGGCGGAGGGGAUGUUGGUGGAGUUAGAGACAGAGAAGAAGGAUAUUGGAUCAUCAGAGGUCGUUCGAUGGGAAAAGUUUCUACCAAGGAUGGUGCUCAGAGUUCUUUUGGUCGAAGCUGAUGAUUCUACUCGUCAGAUUAUUGCUGCCCUUCUCCGAAAAUGCAGUUACAUAGUUGCGGCUGUUCCUGAUGGAUUAAUGGCAUGGGAGACUUUGAAGGGUGGACCGCAUAACAUAGAUCUCAUAUUAACUGAAGUGGAGUUACCAUUAAUAUCGGGAUAUGCGCUUCUUGCUUUGGUCAUGGAGCAUGAAAUUUGCAAACACAUUCCUGUCAUAAGAGCAGCUGACUUUCUCAUUAAGCCUAUCAGGAAGAAUGAAUUGAGGAACUUGUGGCAGCAUGUUUGGAGAAGGCAAACUCAAAGCGCUGGACAAAUCCCUCAAAAUUCGCAUAAAGUUGGUGCCUCAUCUGAAGACAAUGCAGCAAGCAAUCGAUCGAGUGAUUGUGCGACAUCUUUGCAGAAAAAUAAGGAUUGCAGCAAGAAAGGGAGUGAUGCCCAAGCCACUUGUAGAGUGAGGAAAAUUCCUCUUUCCAUACUAGGCUGGCUUCAUGAAGUAUUACAUAGAGUGCAUGUUUUGCCACCUCCUUUGCAGAGUUCUUAUACGACCCCUUGCUUGGAAGCUGAGAGUGCUCACAUGCAAAACAUGCAGGGACUUUCACAGCUGAAGCAUAGGAGUGCUUCAAAUCUGAGCAACUCAGAUGGAGAGGAGUACGAAGAGUGUGCCAAAUUAGAUAAACGCCCUGCAACUCCUGAGAGCAAGACUGGAGGGACGUCUGACACAGUAAUUGUUGCAGAAAGGUCGAAUGGGAUGGGACCAGAUGGAGAACUGUGCCAUGGAGCCUAUAAUCCGGCUGCUUUGAGACUGCUACAGAAGCAUGCUUGUGGUAAGUUAGAGAUUCAAGAAGAAAACUCGAGACCAGAAAAUGAUAGGGGGCAUGCUAAUAUCUCCUUUGGCCGUGAUGAUGUACUUGACGAAUCCUCGAGUAGAGCCAUUGAUUUGAUUGGUACCUUUAAUAAUGGUUCAGAGAGCACAUAUGUACACUCUAGUUUACAUGAUGGCACAAACAAGUUCGAAUUCACUCCACAACUUGAACUCUCUCUCAGGAGAUUGUAUCCCGGCAGUUCAAAGAACCAGGGAGUAGAUGAAAGACAUGCACUGAACCAUUCCAAUGCCUCUGCCUUCUCACGGUACAAUAGUAAGACAUUGCAACCGCUUUUUCCAACAUCCAGUAAUGGUUCUGAUUUCAUGGAAGAAGCCAGUAAGUCUCCUGAGCUGUCAUCCAAUCAACAUGCUCAAAACAUUAGUUCUAUUUCUCAGAGACAUGAUGCAACUUUGAGUGGUAAUCAAGAAGUUAUGACAACUCCGGUUGUCCAAUCUGGGAAGGCGGAAUUAGCAUAUCCAAGCCCUCGACUUGGAUUGAUUCCUGUUCCGAGGAUGAGGGUCGACAAUAGCUCUACCGGAUAUGUUCAUGCUUUCUCCUCUCUAUAUCACACGCAAUCAAGUGCAACGUGGACUCCCAAACUUGUCGGGCGGCAACAGUCUCCAUUUCCUACUAGUACCUCAGUUCAUUCAAAUCCUGAAAUUCAUGAUUCCAAUCAAAAUCACAGGUGUCCUGAUGAAACUACUUACAACUCUGUUGACCAAAAUGAUCAUCAGCAGAACAAUUUGGAACCUGUGGAUGAUCUGAGUCGUGAUUCACCUGCUAUUGGUCAGAGUACUAGUAGUAGUUUAUGUAAUGGUGCUGCCAAUUAUAAUAAUAGCAGUGCCUAUGAAGGCUUUGGCAGUAGAAAUGAUGGAAAUGCCUCAUCUGUUGUGGCAUCUGAGAAGGCCAUGGCUCAAGAGAAUUUAAAUGAUGGGGGCAGCUUCAAACAUGAUGGUUUUAGAGGUAUAGAUUCUCAUCGCUCCGGCCAAAGAGAAGCUGCUCUAACAAAGUUCCGACUGAAGCGGAAAGAUCGAUGCUAUGAGAAGAAGGUUCGAUACCAAAGCCGGAAAAGACUGGCAGAGCAACGUCCUCGGGUGAAAGGACAAUUUGUUCGUCAAGUGCAAAAUGAUUCCCCAAUUGCUAAUGGUUGA
This is a messenger RNA of Dovyalis caffra, 2166 nucleotides long. NCBI's taxonomy places the organism in Eukaryota, Viridiplantae, Streptophyta, Magnoliopsida, Malpighiales, Salicaceae. The record is from the annotation of a GenBank genome assembly.